Messenger RNA from Anopheles arabiensis, 993 nucleotides. RefSeq lists its product as uncharacterized. NCBI's taxonomy places the organism in Eukaryota, Metazoa, Arthropoda, Insecta, Diptera, Culicidae. The transcript has a single exon. Bases 85 to 789 code for a protein of 234 amino acids. The record is from RefSeq and is a predicted model, not a curated record.
UCAUCAAUCAAUUAAUUUCCGCUCCCUCAAGCGUGCUUGUUUCCUGUGUGCCGCAGCAGCAAAAACCUUCUCGCCGCCUCCAUCAUGACGCGCACCAUGAUCGUCCUGUUCGCACUGGUCGCUGUGGUCGCUGCCGAGCCACCGUUGCGCUUCCGGCCCCGUGCCGCGUCCUUCACUGUGCAGCGACCGAACGCACGCUUUGCCAGGCUGGAGGACGCACCGCCGGCAGCAGAGCAACCGGCCGGCUACCACUAUCCCAAGCCGAUGUCUGCCGGCUACCACUAUCCCAAGCCGGACCAAGCGUUCCCGCUGCCGGGCGAGGAGAUGCCACCGGCUUUCACCACCGAGCAGGCACCGGCCGCCGAGACGACGACACCGGUCCAGGAGGAGCAGUCGACAACGACGGAUUCGAGCGACACCAUGACUACCACCGCGGCUUACGAAGACUACGAAGAUGCUACUGGCGCCCCGGAACCGGUGGCCGAUGAUACCAACGUGAGCGCUAAGCUGCGCCGCCGCCAGCAGCUUAACGCCCGCCGUCCCGCUCCCCUAACGCUGGUCAACCGACCGAGCCAGCGUCUGGAGGAACUGCCUGCCGCCGUGUACGUGGCCGACCAGGAGCAGCAGCAGGUGGUACAGCAGCGUCCGGUGUAUCUCAUCAGUCUUCCCGAGUCGACCCUGCAGCAGCUCGUUUUGCUUAACAACGCGCAGCUUGCCGGGCUGCAGGUCGCUCCCCAGCCCACCGCCGUCUACCUGUCCGAGCUGGACUACAUCUACAAGAAGAAGUAGAACGCUCCCACCGCCAUUCACGACACCAGUCUUCUAACUCUAGCACUCUACGGGUGCCCCAUACCGCUAGGAUUAGUAACGAUGCACCCUCGUCGGACCAAAGAUGCGUUCACUUCGCAGCGACCAUGGAAAGGCUCAGCCAGACGUUACCGGUACACUGUAUAUAGAGCAAUGUAAUAAAACUUGUUACCACUCAUCAUUCAA